ACCUGCACUCACACAUCAAGCACAAAAAAUAUAAGCUAGGUAGCAAGCGGCAUUCAAAACAAAGCAAGAUGACGUCAAGCUUUAGCAACAAGCUUAUGACUAUGAUACCCCUAUUGAUCCUCGCCGUCAUAUCGAUGGCAAAUUGUGUUUCCUACGGGCAUGCCACCCGGGAGGUAUCCACCGCCGGCAGCAAGUCUGGAGACGCUGCAAUGAUGGCGAGGUACAAGAUGUGGAUGGUGGAGUAUGGCCGCACAUACGAGGACGACGCCGAGAAAGCGCACCGGUUCCAGGUAUUCAAGGCGAACGCUAAGUUUAUUGACAGGUCCAACGCCGAAGGCAAGAAGUAUGUCCUGGGGACCAACAAGUUCGCCGACUUGACCGCCGAGGAGUUUGCCGCCAUGUACACCGGCUUCAAGCCGGCGCCGUCCAAGAAGUUGGCUGGUUUUAAGUACGAGAAUUUUACACUAUCCGACCACGAUGAGCAGGUUGAUUGGAGGCAGCGGGGCGCAGUGACUGGUGUGAAGAACCAAGGCCAAUGUGGCUGUUGUUGGGCAUUCUCUGCGGUGUGUGCUGUCGAGGGAAUGAACCAGAUAGCGACAGGAAACCUAGUCUCCCUGUCGGAACAGCAGCUGCUAGACUGCGCCGUGUAUGGCGGGAACCAGGGUUGCAACGGUGGCUUCAUGGACAGCGCCUUCCAGUACAUCAUUGACAAUGGCGGUAUCACCACCGAGGACGCGUACCAGUACUCUGCUGCCGAGGGAACGUGCCAAUCCGUCCAGCCAGUCGUCACGAUCAACGGCUACCAGGACGUGCCCAGCGGUGACGAGGGUGCGCUUGCUUCGGCAGUCACAAACCAGCCGGUGUCCGUGGGCAUCGACGGGACAUCGUCCCCUUUCCAGUUCUAUCAGAGUGGCAUGAUGACUGGGGAUGGCUGUGGCGCAGAGAUGAACCAUGCAGUGACGGCGGUAGGGUACGGCACGGACGAGAAUGGAGACCAGUAUUGGAUUCUCAAGAACUCGUGGGGGACCGGCUGGGGUCAGGAUGGGUACAUGAUGCUCCAGAGAGGCACCGGCGCCUGUGGUAUCUCCACCAUGUCCUCCUACCCAAUUGCAUGAACGCAAAUCUGCAUAGAAACUACUCCCUCCCUUCCAAAUUAUAAGAUCGUUUUAACUUUUCUAGAUGCAUAAAUAUUAUUAUGCAUCUAGAUAUAGGGUAUAUCUAAGUACAUAACAAAGUCUAUGAAUCUAAAAAAGCUAAAACGACCUAUAAUUUGGAACGGAAGAAGUAUAAAGUAUAUCAAGGCAUGCAUGCAUAUAUAAUACAGUUUCAUAAUGAUAUGUUGCAGAAUAAAGCAUGCAUGAUUACAGUAAUAGUUCAUGCAAUAACUAUUCGCAUUGUGGUAAUACGCAGUUAAAAUAUUGUAUGCAAUAAUCAAGUUUAAAACUGUAAUGCUCGAUGGAAUGAAGAACGAGAGCAUGCCACAAAUUAUAGUUCA
Setaria italica (foxtail millet) is the source of this 1495-nucleotide messenger RNA. RefSeq names its product ervatamin-B. Gene Ontology annotation, cellular component: lysosome. The transcript is spliced from 2 exons. Lineage: Eukaryota; Viridiplantae; Streptophyta; Magnoliopsida; Poales; Poaceae. The record is from RefSeq and is a predicted model, not a curated record. Gene Ontology annotation, molecular function: cysteine-type endopeptidase activity. The coding region runs from base 69 to 1115 and encodes 348 amino acids.